Centruroides sculpturatus (bark scorpion) is the source of this 475-nucleotide messenger RNA. RefSeq lists its product as uncharacterized. The record is from RefSeq and is a predicted model, not a curated record. NCBI's taxonomy places the organism in Eukaryota, Metazoa, Arthropoda, Arachnida, Scorpiones, Buthidae. The transcript has 5 exons. Bases 16 to 438 code for a protein of 140 amino acids.
UGUGACCAGUUGGUCAUGGCUCGUUCUUUGAUCCUGUUCAUCUUACUUGCGGCAAUUGUAAUUGCCGUCGUUUCCUGCAAAGAGAUAAAAAGAAACAAACAUAAAACAAAGGCAUCAAUAAGAGCUGGUUUGAUUGAAAAAAGCGAAAGUAAACACAUUCAUCAACAGAAGUUAAAAAAUGAAAAUUUUAUGAAACAUAAAUCAGAAAAACAUCAGAGGAAGCAGGAUACUAACAAACGCAAUCACCCCUUAUAUCACAUGGCGAAACAAUCCAUAAGAGAAGAUAUCGAAGAUAUUGCAGGGAAAUAUAAACCAAUGCAUACUUUCUUGAGAUCUUUACCUACGAGGAAACAACCAAGACGUAAAUAUGAGAAUAGAAAAGUUAAAAAAGUUCAGAAAAAGAAAAGACAACAAAAUAAAAGAAAAAUUGAGUGGUAGUCGCAUAUAUAAGAGUUAAGGUUAUGGUGUAUAAUAU